This is a messenger RNA of Oldenlandia corymbosa var. corymbosa, 2175 nucleotides long. NCBI's taxonomy places the organism in Eukaryota, Viridiplantae, Streptophyta, Magnoliopsida, Gentianales, Rubiaceae. The record is from the annotation of a GenBank genome assembly.
CCCAUCGGAAACCUGUCCCCGUCGCUAUAAAUUUGCCUCCUCUCUCGAACACAAUUCUCCUCCAAAUCAAAAAUCCCCUGUUUUCUUCUCUGUAAUAAUCUCAUCGUUUUCGUCCAAAAUUUAUCAUCAUCAUCAGCCAAUCUUGCUUCUUCACUUCUUUAGCUUCUUCUGAUCAAGACCCAUUAUCUAACUUUGAUCAUCUUUGUCUUCUAAAAAAAAACCCAUCAAUGGAUUCUUGCAGCAAAUCAUCAGUUCGUGACUCUACUUCCUCUUCCCCUUUCGAAACCAUCAUUUUCGAUUUGGAUGAAACUCUGUACUCUGAAAAAUUAGGAAUCGGAGCAGCUACUAAACGCAAUAUUGAUGCAUUUCUGAUGGAGAAGUUGGGAUUCUCUGAAGCAAAAGCUUCCAGUCUCCGGGUCGAGCUUUUCAAAAGUCACGGCAGCUCUCUCGCCGGUCUUCGUGCUUUUGGCUACGAUAUUGACGCCGAAGAUUAUCACAGUGUCGUACACGGAAGGUUGCCUUACCAUGUGAUCAAACCCGACCCGCAAUUGAGAACCCUUUUGCUCUCCAUCAAACAGAGAAAAAUUAUUUUCACGAAUUCGGAUAUAAUUCACGCAACCAAAGCACUGGAUCGUCUGGGUAUUAGAGAUUGUUUCGAACAGAUCAUCUGUUUCGAGACGAUGAACCCGAACCUGCCCAAUUCAACCCGACCCGAUGAGUUCCCGGUUGUGUUGAAACCUUCCCCUGAAGCCAUGGAAAUCGCAAUCCAAACCGCCCAAGUCGAUCCUCGCCGCACGUUGUUCCUGGACGACAGCCCCCGGAAUAUCGCGGCUGGAAAGGCGGUGGGUCUCCGUACAGUUCUGGUAAGUCGGUCUCAUAAUUCUGAUGAUUUGGGUACUACAUUUGAUGCGUCAUGUACAACCUCUCUAAGCGUGACGUCCCGCUGUAGGUGGGACCCAUCGCCAAUUGUUUGGUUCAUUCAUAUUUCAUACUCCAUAAUUCAUAAUAUGGAUACAUUAUUUAUGCAUAAUGUACACAAAUCAUAAAUCUCAAAACACCAUUUUUCUCUCUUUUAAUACCCAUUUGGCAAAAAAAAAAUAAUAAUAAUAAUUUGGUAAAUAAAUUUACACUCUUAUUAUUGCUUAAUAAUAUAGGUUCCGAACGAAUGAUUAUCCAGUAAUCUUAGUUUCUGUAGUUACUUUAAGUAUACGGUAUCUAAAAUUUUAUCGAGUUUUACGUGAUUUGUGAAGUUUUUUCAUUUUGUUUGUUCGAUCUUAUGAAUAUUUGAAGGUGGGAAAAGCGGCCAAGACGAAAGAAGCCGAUUAUGCAUUAGAAACGGUGACAAACCUUAAGCAAGUGGUACCGGAAAUAUGGUAUAAUCCAGAAGAAGGAAAAGGAGAGAACAAAACUACAACUACAACUACUGCUACUAAAAGGAUUGUGCGUAGUAGAAGUGAAAUGGAUGCUGCCCUUGCAACCACUGCAGUUGGUGCAUAAUAAGAAAUGCUAAUCAAAAGGAGUUUCUUUAUUAAAUGGUUUAACAUUGGUAAUGCCCUUUUGUUGAUUGCAUAAAUCUUCAAUAAUUCAACUUAGGGCACCUGUUCUUUUUUCUUUUCUUUUCUUUUUUUUUUUAAAUGUCCAAAUGUACAAUCUCUAGUGUAUCAGGUCUUUGUAUGGUUCUUGUAAAUGUGUGUUGAUUGAUAACAACAUGUAUCCAAUCAAUUUAAUGCAAAAUUUGACUUCUCCUUCUUUUUGUACAAAAAAGAAGCUUCUAGCCCUUUACUUGUUAGUAUAUAAACCGACAAAACUAGUCUCUUCAUUUUUCAUAAUAAAUUUUUUGAUAACAAGAACUUUGUACUACAAUUGAUUGAUCCAAUCGACCUCUGAACUAAACCAUACGUCCGUGCCUCUGAUCUAGAAGUUUUUUCAGGACUUGAUUAAAUUAAUUAACAUGUCACAUAUCCUUUGAUGUUGGAUGAAUUAGUUAUUAACUAGUAUAAAUAAACAAGAUUAUAAUAAACAUCAAUUAAGUUAGACUGUGUGUGUGUGUCCACGUCAAAGACACAUAAUUUGAUUGAUUAAUUUGUUUAUCCGAGUGGGUGUGCGUCAGGUAAGUAACAAAAAGGAUAAGCUGAUAAGGACCAUGAUAUUAUAAUAUUGCUAGUGUCACUUCUU